CUGAAGUUGGGGCAGUCUGACUGUCAAACAGCGACUGAAACAUACUGACACACUGCGCUGUGAACACUCAACAACCACUUCUGGAGGAAGGAUUUGUGGAGUCUCUGUGAGGAUCAACAUGUUGUAGACGAGACUGUUAGUGCCCGACAGACUUUCUAGUGACCAAGGACACUUCAGCAAAAGAGACUGUGGUGGUGACCAAGCUGAAACCUGAACACUGCUGACUUCUUUGUAUGCUGUCCGAACAUGCUGUACCUAAAGAAAUACUUCACUGAGGGUCUUAUCCAGAUGGCCAUCCUUCUCAGCCUGUGUGGAGUGAGGGUUGAUGUGGGACUGGAGCCCUACCUGCCUCCAUCCUUGCACGAGAUGAUCCUGGGUCCGACCUGGGCACUCACCCAAACGCAGUUCCACAACCUCCGUAAUCGCCUGGAGGACGGCCAUGACCUGCACCCAAAGAGUGUGGAUCUGGAUGGGUUCUUCACGACACGAAGGCUGCUGGGCUGGGUCCACUCUCUGGACAGACUACAGGUUCCUCAUGCAGAGCUGGAGACGUGGCUGGUCCAGCGGGAGCCAGAUCCUCUGCCAGUGGAGAGAGCUCCUGCUGUGGUAGAGAGAAACCAAACUGCCCCGCCUGCAGAGACCAGAGCUGGACUUGGUAUGCUUGAAGAAGAAGAGGAUGAUGAUAAUAAAGAGGAAGGAACACAUAAUGUACUUCAUCACAUUGCUGCUAUGGAUGACAGAGAAGAGGAAGAGGAGGAGGAGGAAGAGGAGGAGGAAGACCUGGCCAGGAUGCACAGACGUCACUGGAGGGGAGAGGGCGGAGAAAGACCACAAGGUUCUGACCAACAUGCUAACAACAGAGAGCUGACUCAAAAUGAAGUAGACCAGACCUCUUUCUCCCUCCAGGAGUGUUUGAGGCUAUUGGAUGAAACAUUUCCCUUCUCAGAGGAACAACAGUUAUGUGAUGUUGGUGGUAGAAGGGGAGACCUAGAGCAUCAGCUCCCAGGCAGGGAGCCCCAGUUGUCCCCCAUCAUCCCAACCGAUAACCCUUCCUUGGACCUGCAGCUCCAUUGGCUGGAUCUUUUGGCUGUCAUGGAGCCUGAGAACACAGAUGUUGACAUGAUGACAUCAUUUGACCAUGCCCUGGAUUCAAGACCAUAUAGGAUCUUUAACGGUGUUAGGCCUGAAUCUCUGCAACAAAACUCUAACAACCAUGACAACGGCUUAACAGAGACUGAUCAGGAAGUCCCUCUUAUGGUGGCUCCCCUGCAGCAUGGCCAUUCAGAGGUAGAGCCAGCCCUGCUUCCCCUCACCCCCAGUGCAGAGCUGGAUGACCACAGUUCAGCGUUGAGCACAAGAGACACAAACUCCCAUGUAAAUCCCACGCACAGUCUUCCAGACCACAUGCGUCUGUUUGCAGAGGAUCCAUCAGAAGACUUCUCCAUGGGACUAAAUGAAGACAAGAACUCGAGUACCUUCAACAUGAAUCUGCUAACAGAAGAUCCUGUGGAUAACAUGGAAAGCAGCCUGUGUUCACGGUAUGCUCCCUGCCCUGAAAACCUUGCUAGUUUUGAUGUUAACUUUCAGUCGAGUGACUUAACACCUUCCAGCUCUUCCCCAUCUCUGGAGGAGAAAGAUAUGGCCCAAAACCUUUCAAAAUCUCCUUCUGGCAUCUUUCUGGUUGACGAGGAGGAGGAUGUUGAGGAUGAAGAUGGUCUCCCUAGCCCACUUAGUGACCUCUUAGAGGAUGCUGCCAUCCUGGACGAGAUCAGAUUGUUGGACCUGGCCCUGGAAGAGGGAUUCAGUCCUGAGAUGGCGGCCAGGCUGGAAGAAGAGGGCUAUCUUGAUCGUGAAAUAACCCAUCAGGAACCUAGCCAGUUCAACCACAAAAUCACCAGCAACGAAGAGAGAGAAGAUAACCACUCUGGCAUGGCGGUGACAGAAGCACAGGGUCAACCAAGGAGACAUCAGCAAGACGGUGAGGAUGAGGCAGACUCAGACUCUGGUCUCUCUCUGGACUUCAGCCACAGCCCUGCUUCUCCAUGCACUUCUGAGGCCUCCUCGUAUUCCUCUUCCUCCUCCUCUUCCUCAACCUCUUCUUCAUCUUGUGUGUCAGCUGUGGGAAGUCCCUUCUCUGAAGACGAGGACGAAGAUGCUGAGGACAUGUUAGUUGGUUCAGAUAUGGAAUUGGAGGUAACAAUAAAGCAGGAGGAGCAGGAAGAGGAGGAAAUGGGGGCAGUAGGGGGAGGCUACUCUGAAGAUAUGAACAAACUCUUCCCUUCCAACUAUGGGGAUCACAAGCUGUUCAAUGCCUUUCCGUGGCUGGAGCAUAUCGACCACGAUCACACCUACAACCAGCCCUUGUCGUCUGCCUCCUCUGUACACCUGGGCAAGAUGACCACCAAACACACCAAAUCCUCCCUGCGACAUGAUAACAACAACCCUUACCACCGCUCCUCUUCCAGACACAUCACUGAGAGCAAAAUGUGGAGCCGGGAUGAAUGGCGUGCACAAGCCCUGAAGAUUCCCUUCUCCAAUGAGAUGAUUGUUAAUCUGCCAGUGGAGGAGUUCAAUGAGCUACUGGCCAAUUACCAGCUCAAUGAGGAGCAGCUUACCCUGGUCAGGGACAUACGACGCCGCGGAAAGAACAAGAUAGCUGCUCAGAACUGCAGGCAGAGGAAACUGGGCAUGCUUCUGGGACUGGAGGAGGAUGUAUCAGGUUUGAGGCGCCACCGUUCACGGCUGCUCCGAGAGAAACAGGAGGCCCUGAGGAAUCUGCAGGAAAUGAAACGUAGACUGAGUAUGUUGUACAGGGAAGUCUUUUCCAGGCUGAGGGACGAGGAGGGGAGGCCACUGGACACUGCAGAGCACAUGCUUCAUUUUGGGCCAAAUGGUAGUGUCAUGGUGGCUCCUCGCCAACAAGGGGCAGAGCUGCCACUGACAGGUGAAAAAAGCAGCAAGAAACAGAGGGGCAAGAAAAAGUGAGGAUGAGGAGAUGCCAGGAAUAUUUUCACAAAAUGUUUUAGACAUUUGGAAACGUAGGGAGGAUAAAGAGAUCCCUUAACAGAUAGUGUUAUUCCAACACAGGUGUGUGAUCAAAACCACAAAAAAAAAAGCAGAAAAUAGUGAUGCAGUGGUGAAUGACGGAACACAGAAAUUGUGCAUCUGGUGUCAAUGGCAGGUGCAGAGUCUCCAAAGAACUACAAAAUCCUCAAACUCCAAAACAGAUUUCGUGGGCAGGGAUUUUUCUAUUUAAGGAAUUGAUAGAUUAAUGGAUUGAUGGAAGGAUGUCUGGACAGAGGAAAUCAGGACAGAAGAAAGAGGAAUUAUUUGAAAGAGGAUGUGAUUAUCAUGUUGAAGAUAAGAAAACUUCAACUCCGGGAUGUGGUGCUCUCCAUUCUUCAUUGUAAGCAUUUUCUACACUGAAAAAGGACUUGAAUACAACACUUGUUAAGCCCAAACAUCUCAGAGGUCAUUCUAGACUGUUAGUACGUAGUGGAAUUAAAACAACAGAUAGAUGAAGUGGGACCACAGUCUAAAAUGCUAGUUCAGUGCCUAUGUAAAAACCUGCUUUCUCUUACAUCAGCCACCUCAGAGACUGGGCAACAAACUGACAGCAGGCUGGAUCCUUGCUGUUAGCUAAGCCAAACAGACACUACAAUGACUCUGAGCCAGCAAGGAAUGGUUGCUGGUACACAGGAAGGGAAGUUGUGAUAAUGGCAGUUUGGAGAUCAUCUGGUAGGAGUGGGGUGUCUCACUCAAAGACACCUCAGCAGGAUAAAGACUUGAGUUCAUGGGGAUCACACCUGGGUAUGUUCAGUUUCCAUUUGGUGCAGUAACCACAUGCCACCCUCUUGCCAAAAUGAACAUUGCUAUUCACCAAAACUCCAAGACAUUAGGCACCAUCUCCAGCAGAACCUUUUCAGAUCAUAGCAAGAGAGGAAAUUUGCCACCUUGGCCACUUCCUUGGACAUCUUGGAAUAACAUGAAGUAUGUAGACUGGCAGUUGUCCUGGAAAUGGACCCUUCUUUUCAGAGUGCCCCUCCUACCACUAAACCAACUUAGAAGGUGUCAGGGACAGUAUAUAAGCUAAGCUUUUUGUCUCUUUAAAGGAAAAGUUGAUAAGAAUAAAAUAAGAACAAAUAGAUAAUAUAAUAUGCUUGAUUUGCUGGAAAGGGAACUUGUUGCUUAGGGAUUUUUAAGGCUUCAUGGAUGUUUAAAUAACACUGAGCAGACUGCAACAAACUGAUUGUGGAAUAGCUCUUUUUAUCCAUAAGUGGUGCAUGUAU
This is a messenger RNA of Thunnus maccoyii (southern bluefin tuna), 4289 nucleotides long. RefSeq names its product nuclear factor, erythroid 2-like 1a (gene nfe2l1a). Gene Ontology annotation, molecular function: RNA polymerase II cis-regulatory region sequence-specific DNA binding; DNA-binding transcription factor activity, RNA polymerase II-specific. The transcript has 10 exons. The record is from RefSeq and is a predicted model, not a curated record. Gene Ontology annotation, cellular component: nucleus. Lineage: Eukaryota; Metazoa; Chordata; Actinopteri; Scombriformes; Scombridae. Gene Ontology annotation, biological process: regulation of transcription by RNA polymerase II. The coding region runs from base 247 to 2985 and encodes 912 amino acids.